Lytechinus pictus (painted urchin) is the source of this 1718-nucleotide messenger RNA. Its product is annotated as 2-hydroxyacylsphingosine 1-beta-galactosyltransferase-like. Bases 416 to 1474 code for a protein of 352 amino acids. The transcript has a single exon. NCBI's taxonomy places the organism in Eukaryota, Metazoa, Echinodermata, Echinoidea, Temnopleuroida, Toxopneustidae. Gene Ontology annotation, molecular function: UDP-glycosyltransferase activity. The record is from RefSeq and is a predicted model, not a curated record.
AAGGGAGUGAAGGCGGAUCAGAAUAACAAAGUAUAUUUAAGGACUAAAAAGGAGGUUAAAAGAAAUCCUAACCCUGAGAAUUAGACCAUCUACUCGUAGACCAAGAGGUCUACGAUCCAAUCAACAAGAUGUUUUCUUGCAAAACAUGCGCAUGAGAAAUAUGAUGUGAAUACAGCUCUUCCACAUAAUGGCCCUGGGAAUCGGGGGUGCUGAAGCAUAUCUACAUGUAUAUGGCUCAGCGGAAACGUUUGCAAACCAAAAAAGGAGUGAAUAAUGACAUGAAUGAGUGAUCUGUAGAGCUUUACUGUGACUCAUUUGAUGACAAUCUGUUCGGCAUGUUCGGUGGAUUGGCAUGAUUUAAAGAAUGCCACUCAUAAUAUACAAUUGAAAUCUACAAGGAAUCGCUACGGGCAAGAUGAAACUCGUAACAUUCACCAAGUUCACGUUACUGACUAUAGCAUUCACCUCUUUGACCAAUGCUGCAAAUAUCCUUGUUACUGUCUUAGUUCCAGAAUACACCAGUCAUCCUAAAAGCAUGUCCGCUAUAACAGGAGCAUUGAGCAGUCGCGGCCACAACGUCACCAUCCUGACCUGCUCAUUUGUAGGAACAGAAGGCUUCCCGAGGGACACCUACAACACCGCCCUCCACUACCGCUUCGAUGUUCCUUCAGGAUACGAGGGCACCCUGGACACCAUGAUAGAGGAUUUCUUUCAGAAGGGUCCGUUAAGUAAUAUGAUAGAUAUAGGGAAACUGUACUCUUGGAUAAGGUUAGCUUGCCAAAGUCUCCUUGAGGACUCCGCUGUUCUGUUUCGGCUGAAGGAAUCACAUUUUGAUAUCCUGAUCGGGGAUGUCGCUGACGGAUGUGAUGCGAUCCUCAGUAGUUACCUAGGUAUACCGCACAUAGCUGUGACGACGACAACGAGAUAUUUUCUUUUUCACGAACGCCUCUACGGGAUUCCAGCGCCUUCAUCGUACGUACAAUAUUCACUCCCCUUAUCAGAUCAGAUGACGUUUCUGGAGCGGGUUGCCAGCUUCAUGGACCAUAACCUUGUGUCGAGAUUUUUAGAGUGGGUUCACUUCGGAGCUUUAGACGAGAUAAAGGACGCGCAUGGUAUUGCUCCAGGACGAAGCACCCAAGAGCUCGUAGGAGAUGCAGAGUUGUGGAUGUGCAUGACGAGCUUUGCCUUUGAUUUCCCUCACCCAACAGCACCCAACUGGGUAGCUAUCGGAAAUACGGUCGGUGUCCCAGCAAGACCGUUAGACAAGGUAAACUACAUGAUGAUUAUAUCUAUAGCUUAUGGCUAUACCCAUACUUUCUUUCCUGUACACGUGUGGGUGGAGCAAAUGCAAGUGUGGAUGAAAGUUUUCCAAAUUGAUAUGACUAGAAUUCAAACCUAUAUCGAUUGUGAUCUAUCAAUAAUUUUACACUCCAGGCCCUACACAUUCCUAAUGCAGUAUCGGACUCGACAUUGAUAUUCUGAAAUCGAAAUGAUAAUAAUACAUUCUCGUGACUUAACAAUUUCAUUUUUAGAUUUGCGCGAAGCGCUGAGGGAGCCGAAUACAAAGUGACAGAGAAAGAUGAAAAUAUAGGAAGAAGAAGAAUGAAAAAGAAAAGAAGAAGAAGACGACAAAGAAGAAAAAGAUAAGAAGAAGAGCAAGAAGAAGACGAAGAAGAAAAUAUGAAGAAGAAGAAGAGGAAGAAGAAGAAGAAGACUUU